UAGGGCUAUAAGGGCUAUGAGUUAUGAGCAAUGGCCGAGAGCUGCUACCUGGUUUGUCGUCGGGCCAGCUGCAAGAGCCGCAAGAGCCGCAAGAGCCUGUCACAGAGCCUGUAUUGCCGACGGUGCCUGUAUUGACGGUGCCAUCAGUGCCAACUGCCACGCUGAUCAACACGACCAGACAGCGCAUUGACCAGGCUCGAGCAGAGAGAGCCCAAAGAGAGGCUUCGCGGCAGGCCAAUCCAUCGCAAAACAAUCCGUCAUCGGCGAGUCCAUCAUUGGUCCACUCAGCACCCUCGCGAUUGAGGGCGAGCCGAGAGGCACAAGUUCAGACCUACAAGACAGAACUCAAGGCUGGCGCGGAGUCGGACUUCUUGGUGCUUCGGACACCACAGCCUGCCCAGGUCGAUGCGAGCACAGCCGUUGCAAGGCUCUCAGCUGGUUCUCUCCCGCCAUCUAAGGAGCCACCUGAGGAGCCGCAGCUCAAGCACGGCUGCUUCAGCUGUGGCCAGAGCUGUCAGCGCCUGUUGUGGGUGCCAAAAGGCAUCAACCUGCGGAUGAACUCUACACACAUACUGGACACGGCUUUGCGGCAGUGGAACCUCCCAUCGCCCAACCUGCUUAUCCAUAUACGGUCUGGCUUUGCGCACCCCAAGCACAUGGUUUCUAUAGAAGUGGUGCGCAGCCUCUCGCCCAAUCUGUCCUCAAAUCAGAAGCUGCUCCAGCAGCUGAGGAUGUUCUGGGAGACCAUUCACAUGGAGGACUCCUUUGAUGAUGCACUCCGGACCCUUCAAGAGGAGUCGGAGCGCAGCGACACAGCGCGCUGGAAGGCACCGCUUCAAGGCUUGAGCCACGUGCUGCACGCAGACCUGGUGGAGCUCUUGACCUCGAUCAUCAACACCAUGGUCGCGGCCAACUGCUGGAUCCUAGUGCACGGGGCUCCCUCGGGCGGCCUGGCGUUGCUGGAGCAGCUGACGGACUUGCCGCAGCAGCCAGUAGUACUGGUGGUGGACUCCCCAAAUGCGCGCAGGUACUGGGACGUGGAGGACUACAAGAGCCAUUUGAAGGUGUGGAAUGCGACCGUUGAGGCGACAAUCAGGGAGUCUCUGACUCAGGGCCAACAGAUGCUGGAGAAGUUGAGACGGGAAGCCAAGCCCAUCGGCGUAGCCUGCAAGACGGUGCACUUGGACAAAGGCUUCUGGCACUCAGAGAGCUGGGAGCAGCAGAAGCCGAGCAGCGCUGGGGCUGAGAACGUGCGAUGGAACCAAUGGCCUUUCAGGUCUGGCACACACUACAUCCUCACAGAGGACGAGCACUUCGAGGAGCUGCAGCUGAAUGAAUUGGCGCCCCAAGGCGCCAUUGUGAUGGGCGGCGAUGCUCAUGCGCUGAAGCAGCUGAUUAGGGGACUGAAAUUGGGACAGCCCAUCAUCGUCCUGGCCAACACGGGGCGAGCGGCGCAAUGGUUCACAGCCAUCCACCAGGAGUCCCUGAGCCGCCUGACCCAGGACCACGAAGAGGAUAAGAAGUCCGUCCAGCGCAGAGGUCAGUCCACGCAGCAGCUCCGCUACGGCGGCGGCCUGGGCCAUCCGGCAGAUGCCAAGCUCAUGGAGUACCUCUUUCUGCGGUUUCGCCCCAAGGGCGAGUGCAGCGAAGCAGACCUUGCGGAGCUGGCGCUUCUUUACCAGCGGAAGGCUCUUAAGAUCUCGCGGCUUUGUGUGGUGCUGAAUCCGCUGGAUGCCGAAGACCACAACGGUCACAGGCAGAACAGCGAUGUGGCCGCGUGCAUCAGCCAUGCAAGCUUCAUGCCCACAACAGAUGCGGCAGAUCAAGCCAAUGUGGACUCGGUGAAAGCGGCCUGGGAGUUCCACUCUCAGCUGACGAAGUUGGCCAGCAAGGAGAAGAUCAUGUUCGACGCAUUGGCUUGGCUCAUGGCGGUGUUCCUGCUGCUCGUGCAGGCAGCUGCAUGGAUACAACAGCUGGGCAGCCAGGAUGCCACCAUCAAGUCAAUCGUGAAGGUGCUGCAGACUUAUGUGGCUGACACAGGCAGCGCACAGCUGACUCCCUUCAUCAACGCCAUUCCAAAGACGACGGAUUGGCUGGUCGAGCUUAGCGCGAUGAUGCCCUUCAUUUUUCCCGUGGUCUCCGCGAUAUGUUUGGCGCUCGUGGCAAUUUGGCUCCGCUUCCGCUUUGCACAGCGCUACGGCCGUGCAGCAGGUGCUGCGGUGCGCCUGGAAGGGGAGAUUUCCCGCUUCCGUGCCCGUGCAGGUGAGUACAGCCUGUCUGCCGUGCAGAUCUGCGCUGGCAUGAAGGUGCCAACUGGUCGCCACGCGCGGGAGCUGGCGAGCCGCAACCUAUUCGACCAGCGCGUGGAGCAGAUCAUUUCAGAGAUCUCCAAGGUGCUGCCCUUUCCCAAGUCUCCGAAUCUGGAGCAGAAGGCAGGCACAUGGCGACCUCAUGCCCGCGUCACACCCAGCGACCCGGAGGACUUUCAGGAGUACGACUUUGUCUCUGAGCAUUGUAUGUGCAUGUCUAUCGAUGAGUACGUGGUGUGGAGACUUUUGCCCUUCUUGGAAGAGAUGGAGGAGGAGGUGGCCUGGCUGGGGCGCUGGCUGCAGUGCGUGGAGCUCCUGGCGGUGGCGCUGCUCAUUGCCUCGACGCUCCUUGCCGCCUUCCGGAUGCCCUUCCCUGCAGCCAUGCUGAUAGCUGCAGUCCCUGUCGUGAUGUUGCUGCAGCGGCACUACGCGCUCAACGCGCGGCUCAACGCAGCAAACUUGGCGGUGGAGGACUUGAAGUGCUGCUGGCAGCACUGGAGUUCCCUGGAGCCUUACCCCCGGCGUUGGGAGACCACCAAGGCUCGGCUCGUGGACUGCACCGAAGGCGCUAAGCUAAAGCUGGUGAAUGCAGCUACGGCCUGCAACGCUUCGUCCAAGACGAGUUAGCCUUUCGAAUCAGAGACUUUAAUUUGGGUCCUUCAACUCGACUCCCUAGCUUGGGCCAGAGACGGACUGAUGGAGUGUGCAUGUUCU
Effrenium voratum is the source of this 3023-nucleotide messenger RNA. NCBI's taxonomy places the organism in Eukaryota, Dinophyceae, Suessiales, Symbiodiniaceae. The record is from the annotation of a GenBank genome assembly.